This is a messenger RNA of Rotaria sordida, 321 nucleotides long. Lineage: Eukaryota; Metazoa; Rotifera; Eurotatoria; Philodinida; Philodinidae. The record is from the annotation of a GenBank genome assembly.
AUGGAGAAAUUCUUUCAAAAGCAAAUAAAUCGUGAAACAACAACAACAGCAGAUGUUAUUAAUGAUGAUGUACAAGAACAAGAGGAGGAGUGUUCUACUGUUGUCUCUCCGUCGCUAUCUUCAUUAAGUAACUCUCAUGUAUCACCUCCUUCGUCAACUUCUAUUUGUACAAGUCCAACAACAAAUUCAGUUUCGGAUCAAUUAGUAUUAGUGAAAAGUGAACAGUAUCAACCAUGGAAAUUAUUAUCUCCUGUUUCACUCGUAUUGAAUCGUGUUCGAAGUGAACAAGUACCAAGACUACCAGAAUUAAAUGACGAUUGA